UUUUUUUUUCCUUUAGGGUUUAAGCCAAACACACACAUUCUAGAGCGAAACCCACACCAUGGCUCGCCCUGAUGCUUCCGAUGCUCUUGCAGUUAGAGAAAAAGUUAAACAGAUUCUUGAUGCUGCAGUUGCUGGAAACCUUGAUUUCUUAAAAAGUGUAGCUUCACAAUUAGAUGAAGGUAAAGGACUAUCGCAAACCGUAGCGAGUAUUAAGGAUGCGAAUAAACGGGGUGUUCUUCAUUUUGCGGCGAGAGAAGGGAAGAUCGACGUUUGCAAGUAUUUGUUGGAGGAAUUGAAACUUGAUGUUAAUACUAAAGAUGAGGAUGGUGAGACACCUCUUAUUCAUGCUGCAAGACAAGGGCAUACCACGACAGUCAAAUAUUUUAUUGAAUAUGGUGCUGAUCCUUCGUUUUCGAGUGAAUUAGGAGCCACGGCUCUUCAUCAUGUUGCCGGAAUAGGACAUAUUGAGUUGAUGGAGUUGUUGAUAUCCAGUGGUGUUGAUGUUAAUUCACAAAGCGAGUCUGGCACCCCACUGAUUUGGGCUGCUGGUCAUGGACAGCAAGAUGCUGUAAAGCUUUUAUUAGAACACAAGGCUGAUCCUAAUAUUGAAACUGAUGAUGGCAUUACUCCUCUGCUGUCAACUGUGGCUGCAGGCUCGCUUCCAUGUUUAGAGCUAUUAGUUGAGGCAGGUGCUAAAGUAAAUAUUAUUGCUGGUGGAGCAACUCCACUGCACAUUGCUGCUGAUAUUGGUAACUCAGAAUUGAUCAUGUGCUUGCUAAAAGCUGGUGCUGAUCCCAAUAUGACUGAUGAGGAUGGUCAAAAGCCAGUACAAGUUGCAGCUGCGAGAGGUAAUCGGAAUGCUGUUGAGAUACUUUUGCCCUUGUCAUCUCAUGUUGAAACUGUUAAAGAUUGGACUGUCGAAGGUAUAAUCAAACAUAUGCAAUCUGAAGUUGGCAAGAGACAGGAAUCAGAAGGAAAUACAAGAGAUGUUAAGUCGCGAAGUGAUAAUACCAUUCCGGCCAUAAAAAUGCCUGAGGUGACAUCGGAGGCAAAGAAAAAAGCUGCUGAAGCCAAAGCAAUAGCAGAUGAUGCUUUCAGACGGAAGGAAUAUGCGAUGGCUAUAGAUUCUUACACUCAGGCAAUUGACUUUGACCCGAGUGAUGCUGCUUUGUUUUCUAAUCGGAGUCUAUGCUGGUUACGCCUUGGGCAAGCUAAUCAGGCAUUAGUGGAUGCACAAUCCUGUAAGGAAUUGCGGCCCAAGUGGGUUAAAGCUUGGUAUCGAGAGGGUUCAGCUUUGCGUGAGAUGAAGAAGUUUGAGGACGCAGCAAAUGCAUUUUAUGAGGGAGUUACACUUGAGCCUGAAAAUAUGGAGCUUGUAAAGGCUUUCAGGGAAACAGUUGAAGCCGGGAGACAAUUUCAUGCUAUAAACAAGGAAAGGAAUGGUCAAUGAUUGACAUCAACCUCUCAAGAAUGCAUUCAGACAAGCUAGGAUAUUGAGAUAGUCGUUUUUAUUUGGUAGUCUAUUGUAACUUAAGGGGUUUUCCUGGGAAAAUCUUAAAUUUUUUCUGUGCUUUGAUGAUGGCUGUGAAAGCAUGGCAUUUGAUUGCAGUAGAUAUUGUACUUUAAUAUGAGGUAUUAUAUACGUCUUCUUUUUGUUC
Erigeron canadensis is the source of this 1658-nucleotide messenger RNA. RefSeq names its product putative ankyrin repeat protein RF_0381. The record is from RefSeq and is a predicted model, not a curated record. The transcript is spliced from 14 exons. NCBI's taxonomy places the organism in Eukaryota, Viridiplantae, Streptophyta, Magnoliopsida, Asterales, Asteraceae. The coding region runs from base 59 to 1450 and encodes 463 amino acids. Gene Ontology annotation, molecular function: protein binding.